Molecule: messenger RNA, 438 nt
Organism: Penicillium verrucosum
Lineage: Eukaryota; Fungi; Ascomycota; Eurotiomycetes; Eurotiales; Aspergillaceae
Exons: 5
Coding region: 1-438 (145 amino acids)
Source: RefSeq, a predicted model, not a curated record
AUGGAAAAAGCUGCCUGCGUGUUCAGCGGGCUGACCAUGCCACCAACCAACAACAUCGCAUGGGGCUGGCAAUAUGGAACAAAAGCUGCCUGCGUGUUCAGCGGGCUGACCAUGCCACCAACCAACAACAUCGCAUGGGGCUGGCAAUAUGGAACAAAAGCUGCCUGCGUGUUCAGCGGGCUAACCAUGCCACCGUCGACAACACGCCAGCUCCUGGGAGAGGGGACAAUAAAUGAUCUCCUAGGAGCUGGCAACGACCAACUAUCUGCAUGGGGCUGGCAAUAUGGAAAAAGCUGCCUGCGUGUUCAGCGGGCUGACCAUGCCACCAACCAACAACAUCGCAUGGGGCUGGCAUUAUACGGCACAGAAGCUGCCACCUACGUGUUCAGCGGGCUGACCAUGCCACCAACCAACAGCAUCGCAUGGUUAGCCCGCUGA